Messenger RNA from Acanthocheilonema viteae, 1644 nucleotides. The record is from the annotation of a GenBank genome assembly. Lineage: Eukaryota; Metazoa; Nematoda; Chromadorea; Rhabditida; Onchocercidae.
AUGAUACGUGCAAGUGGUGCAGCACCAAUCAUUGUACUUAGUCAAAAUACAACCAGAGAAAGUGGCCAUCAGGUGCAAGCUGGUAAUAUUGCUGCUGCCAAGACUAUUGCUGAUGUCAUUCGUACAAGUUUGGGACCACGUUCUAUGUUAAAAAUGCUGAUGGAUCCAAUGGGAGGUAUAGUUAUUACAAACGAUGGUAACGCAAUUUUACGCGAAAUUACGGUGAAACAUCCAGCGGCGAAAUCAAUUAUCGAAAUAGCUCGUACACAGGAUGAAGAAACUGGUGAUGGUACUACCUCGGUUAUAAUACUAGCUGGUGAAGUGAUGUCACAGGCACAACAGUUUUUAGAUCAGAACAUCCAUCCGACUAUUAUUAUUCAAGCUUAUCGGAUGGCUCUAGAAGAUAUGAUUGUUCUCGCUGAAGAAAAAUUCAGUAAGCAGAUUGAUGUAAACAACGAUGAGGAAGUCGGUUCUGUUAUUAAAUCAUGUUUGGGUACAAAAUUGUUGUCGAAAUGGAUGGAUUUGGCUGUCAAAAUGGCACUAAUUGCUGUUAAAACUAUUAGAAUUGUCGAACAAGGCCAUCAAGAAAUUGACAUCAAACGUUAUUGUCGUAUUGAAAAGAUACCUGGUGGACGAAUUGAAGAUUCGCAAGUGAUAAAAGGCGUGGUGUUGAAUAAAGAUGUGACGCAUGCGAAAAUGUUACGUCGGAAGGAAAAGCCACGUGUUGUACUUCUUGAUUGCAAUCUUGAAUAUAAAAAGGGCGAAAGUCAGAUGUCAUUGGAAAUCAUGAAAGAAGAAGAUUUCAGUAAAGUUUUGGAACAGGAAGAAGAUGCAAUCAAGAAAAUGUGUGACGAGAUAAUAGCCGUGAAACCGGAUGUUGUUUUCACCGAGAAAGGUGUUUCUGAUUUGGCGCAACAUUUUCUUUUGAAGGCGGGCGUAACGGUAAUUAGACGCUUGAAGAAAACUGAAAACAACAGAUUGGCUCGUGUUACCGGAGCCACGAUUGUUAAUGAUACGCAAGAUCUUCGUGAAGAAGAUGUUGGCACGAACGCUGAUUUAUUUGAAAUCAAGAAAAUUGCUGACGAGUAUUACACUUACGUUACUUCAGAAAAAGCCACUGCUGUAACCGUAGUUUUGCGAGGCCCAAGCAAGGAUAUCAUCAAUGAAAUAGAACGAAAUCUUCAAGAUGCAUUGAAUGUUGUACGUAAUGUCAUGGUGAAUCCACGUCUUGUUCCAGGUGGUGGCGCUAUAGAAAUGGCAUUAGCUCAGGCCUUAAAUGAGAAAAGCAAAUCAAUUGAGGGUGUGCGUCAAUGGCCGUAUAAGGCAGUCGCUCACGCUCUUGAAGUUAUUCCAAGAACAUUGGUACAAAAUUGUGGUGGUUCGACAAUUAGACAGUUAACAGCUUUGAGAGCUAAACAUGCUCAAGCUACCAACAAUUGGACCUGGGGGAUUGAUGGGUGCACCGGUCAAUUGGCUGAUAUGAACGAAUUAAAUAUUUGGGAUCCGUUAUCGGUCCGCCUGCAAGUUUUGAAAACAGCUAUUGAGACAGGCGUGUUGUUGCUGCGAAUUGAUGAUAUCGUUUCAGGAACAAAGAAACGUGAUGGUACUGGUUCAAGUGACGGAAAUCCCACUGCUGAUUCUUGA